UCGCUGUUAGUCGGUUUCGGAUUAUCUGUAGAGUAGCAAAUUUGUGCACUUUUCAUUGCUGGGCCUCACCUCCAUCAAUGCAAAUUGGGCAAAUUCUUUCUUUUUCACAUAUCAUCGAGUAACUAACAGAGGUACUUAUCCCCAGUUUGUGCACUGGCUGUCCGGAACACACACAGGAAAUCCUUACCACUCUUCGUUCGAUAAAUACAACCUGCACUGAAACAAAUCUGAUAGUCAAAGGACAACGAUGUGAACGCUCAACCAGGAUGCAAUUUCCUUCAUGCCUCAAUCUACGCCCUGCCAAAAACCUUGAGGAACUAGAGAAGUUGAUCAACUCUGGCGACCUGGUUGAGAGGCUUGCCGGUGCUGAGAAACCGUCACUUCAAUCGACCGUCCGGGGUAUGAUGAAGCUUCUUUUAACGAGAGAGUUGGCUCUGCGUUUUUCCUUCACUGGAAUGGAUUCCCGUCGUCAAACAACUAAAGAAAGUUUUAAAAGCCAUGCAGCAUAUGAAAUGAUUAUCGCCGCUCUCAAGCUCACGAAGCAUUUUCUUGUGAAAAGGGCUGAUGUCAACCGUGCCGUUAUGAACGCGUUGAAGAACGUCCCAGACUGGGAAGGAUUUCGUGAUCAUCGUAUUCGCAAACCAACAGCAACUCCGAAAAGUAGUGCAGCCUCAACCUCAAUCGAUAUUAAGAAUGAUGUAGAGGCCUCCGGUUACUCUGAUGAUCUUAUCGCCGAGACGCUUAAAACCAUUCGGACGUUCACACAGGAACGUAAUAUGUCACAGAGUCCUCCCGCAUCUGACGUCAUAGGAGAUGCAAUUCGUGCUCUGAAUGCUUGAGAAAAGUCUGAACUGGCAAGAGAACCAUGAGGUGUUGGAAAUGCUGCAUGUAAAUUUGAACGCAUUUUCCUUAAUUUUACGAGUUAAAUUAUUGUAUUAUUUUUAGAAUACGCAG
Messenger RNA from Hyalella azteca, 954 nucleotides. RefSeq lists its product as uncharacterized. The coding region runs from base 267 to 839 and encodes 190 amino acids. NCBI's taxonomy places the organism in Eukaryota, Metazoa, Arthropoda, Malacostraca, Amphipoda, Hyalellidae. The record is from RefSeq and is a predicted model, not a curated record. The transcript has 3 exons.